Molecule: messenger RNA, 3258 nt
Organism: Gopherus evgoodei (Goodes thornscrub tortoise)
Lineage: Eukaryota; Metazoa; Chordata; Testudines; Testudinidae
Gene: TDP1
Product: tyrosyl-DNA phosphodiesterase 1
Exons: 16
Coding region: 92-2077 (661 amino acids)
Biological process (GO): double-strand break repair; single strand break repair
Cellular component (GO): nucleus
Molecular function (GO): 3'-tyrosyl-DNA phosphodiesterase activity; single-stranded DNA binding; double-stranded DNA binding
Source: RefSeq, a predicted model, not a curated record
CCGGGAGCCCUGGGCGCUUCCGCCCGUCUGGCUCAGCGCCGCGGCGUGCGAAGGCGGGUGGGGAGCACGGGACUGCGCCUCUCUGCGGUGGAUGGUCCUGCGGGCUCCCCGUGUCGGGCUGGGCCUGGGGGGGUUGUCUGUAGCUCCCCUCGGGACCAGGGCCGUGUUGAGCUGGGUUCUGGACAAAGGCAGGAUUCUCCUCCCGAAGCGCUUUCAGUCUAAAGAUUUGUUUGUCUGCACAAACAUGUCUCAAGAAAGUGAGCAUGGGAAAUGGACGGUAUCUAGCAGUGAUGAAAGUACAGAAGAAAAUGAUGAUAAUGCUGAAGAGCCAUCUACAUCUUCAUUGUCUCACAGUGGACAUGGCAAAACUAGUGGAUCACAGUAUCCAUGUUCAGAGGCUAGAAAAGUUGGUCACAAGAGAAAAGCCUCCCCUGUGAAAUUUAACGAUGCAAGUUUUCCAACAGGGAUUUCACCAGCAGAAAUCCAGAGAACUUCCCAAGAAGGUUUAGGCUGGUGCCUUUCAAGUAGUGAUGAGGAGCCUGAAUCUGAAGGUCAGCCACAGCAUGCACAAAAGGAAGCAGUCAAAGAGGAGAAAUACAGUGCUUCUAAAAAGCAGCCUUCACAUAGAUUUGAAGAUAAUGAGCUCCCAAUGAGCCAAAAGCCAGAAAAACAUUAUAAGGUAGCAAGUGAAGGCCAGGACACUUGGGAUUUGUUGAAUGGAGGGAACCCUUUCAGAUUCUUUGUCACUAAAGUCAAAGGUAUUAAGUCUAAGUACAACUCUGGAGCACUUCACAUAAAAGAUAUUUUGUCUCCUCUCUUUGGGACUCUUGUAUCUUCUGCUCAGUUUAACUAUUGUAUAGAUGUGGAAUGGCUCAUAAGACAGUAUCCACAGGAAUUCAGGAAAAAACCAUUAUUAAUAGUACACGGUGAAAAGCGAGAGUCCAAGGCUGAGCUGCAUGCACAGGCACACCCAUAUGAAAAUGUUCGUCUUUGCCAGGCUAAGCUGGAUAUUGCCUUUGGAACUCACCACACGAAAAUGAUGUUGUUGUUAUAUGAAGAAGGUCUUCGAGUUGUGAUACACACAUCCAAUCUUAUUGAUGAUGAUUGGGACCAGAAAACUCAGGGAAUAUGGCUAAGCCCCCUAUAUCCACGGCUACCGCCUGGAACCACUGGUUCUGCUGGUGAAUCUGUAACCAAUUUUAAGUCUGACCUAAUACACUAUUUGAUGAGUUAUAAUUCCCCUACUCUCAAGGAAUGGGCUGACAUCAUCCAAGGGCAUGAUCUUUCAGAGACAAGAGUAUAUCUGCUUGGAUCAACCCCAGGACGAUACCAAGGCAACCAAAAAGAAAAAUGGGGUCACCUUAGACUUAGAAAGCUUUUGAAAGAGUAUACAUCAGCAAUACCAGCACAAGAAUCUUGGCCAGUGAUAGGACAGUUUUCAAGUAUUGGAUCAAUGGGAGCUGACCAGUCCAAGUGGUUGUGCUCAGAAUUUCGAGAGAGUCUGGUUAUGCUAGGCAGUAGUGUGAAGACUCUAGCAAAGCCUGACGUUCCUAUUCAUUUGAUUUACCCUACUGUGGACAAUGUGAGGCAAAGUUUGGAAGGAUAUCCUGCUGGUGGCUCUCUUCCAUACAGUAUACAAACUGCACAGAAACAACUUUGGCUACACACUUAUUUCCACAAAUGGUCAGCAGAAACCUCAGGCCGCAGCCAUGCUAUGCCUCACAUUAAGACUUACAUGAGGCCAUCUCCUGACUUUCAGAAGAUUGCGUGGUUUUUAGUUACAAGUGCCAAUCUUUCCAAAGCUGCCUGGGGAGCUCUAGAGAAAAACGGCACGCAACUGAUGAUUCGUUCAUACGAACUUGGAGUCCUUUUCCUGCCUUCAGCAUUUGGAUUGGAUACAGGUUACUUCCAUGUGAAGAAGAAAAUGUUUUCAGGAAGUAAUGAGCCAGUGACAUCUUUUCCUGUGCCUUAUGAUCUGCCCCCAGAGCAGUAUGGAAGCAAAGAUCGCCCAUGGAUUUGGAAUAUUCCUUAUACCAAAGCACCUGAUACACAUGGAAACAUGUGGGUUCCAUCAUAAAAGCAUCAAACCCACUGUGAGAUUUCAGCAUCUGACGCUGAGCCUCCUACCAUAGCUGUGAGACUAAUUAUUUCUGAUUUUCAGAUGUGGAGUUGUGCACUGGAUAACUAGCUUCUUAUUAUGUCACAUGUCAGUAAUACUGAGGAAUUAUUUUUGGAGGAGAGGAAGGGAGAAUCCUUGGAGAAUAUGUAGCCAUAUUGAUCUUUAUAGAUGUCCUAAAAAUAUAACACUGUAAUUUUAAACUACCAUUUUAUAUAUUCUCUUAUUGUAGUGGCCGUUGCAUUUUGGAAGGUGUUAAAAUGACAGUGUAAGCUUAUGUUCAGAGGUUCCCACUGUUUUUAGCCAGAAUAUAUUCAAAUCUGUUAGUAUUCUUUUGGACUGCUUUCGGGACCCUCUUGACUACAGUAAGAGAUUUGUAUGUACAUUUCGAAGUUAGAAAGUGAAUAAAAGGCAAUUUUGUUAAUUUUUCAUCAACAUGAAACCAACGUCUUUGGUAAUUACUGUCCUCUCCUGUGAGAGCUUAACAGAGUUGAAUUCAUUUCCUCCCCAUUUUUCCUUCUCCAAAGCCCAAAUCCUGUCCAAAACACUCAGUGCAAGUAGCUGGACUUGAGUGCCAGGGAGCUACAUGAGGCAAUGAGGUCACAUGCAUCAGAGCAGCUCUGCAAUUGCUACUCCAGUCGAAAAGCCCAACAGUACAGUGCAAUUCUUCCUGUACAACCCCCGCCAUAUCCCAACCAAAUCAGGCGGGAUAACUACUCCAGUUCUAUCAUUUAGUCUUUGUGAUCCCGUUUGGAGGAGGAUGUUGCAGAGUGCACAAGGGAAUAACACUGCUUUAAGCAGUAGUAAUUUAAUGUUCCCUUUUCUGCAGAACCAAAAGAAGAGCUGCUAUGUAAGCCCUCCCCCAGCAUUCAAGUCCCUUCGUAAUAUUCACUUCUGCUGUGACACCUCCAUAAAAUUAACCAAGUUAAGGCAUCCAUUUAGUGAAAACAAACAAAAAAUCUCUUUGCUAAGGCAAGCCAAGUACCAGUCCUCUGAGUAACCCUGUAAAUUGUUACUCCUGUCCUUGCCCUUUCUAUUGUCUUGCUUCUCCUUCAUUAUUCUCAAUGUCAUUCUGGGAUAUAUUAGCAGUAGUGUAGUAAGCAAGACACAAGAAGUAAUUCUUCCUCUCUACUCCACACUGA